GGUACUUCCCAUUUUAGGAUUCACACAAGGGAAGGAAAUGUGACUCAUACUGCAUGUCAUUGGAAACAAUUGCAUUAGCUUAGAUAGUUUUGUGCAGAAGCAAACACUUCACACUUCCAUAGAGAAGCAGUUUGGAUCAGUGCAACUGAAUCUUCUGUGUGUAUAUUUGGUUGGAAAUUUGACACUGAAAACCAUGCUGGUCUGUGUCUGGCUGGUCAGCAGUUUGAUUCACAUGAUCUCAGGCUGUUCUCUAUCUGCACCCACAGACGUCACUGGGUACACAAGAGGCUCCGUGGUCCUGCCUUGCUACUGCACUGAAGGACAGCCAACACUGAACACUGCCAGAUGGAUUUUUAAUCCAGGUUCUUCCGAUAUCAAACUUUGGUCGUAUCCUAAUAAUGUGCACAACCGCUACAAAGACCGGGUGUGUAUUUCUGCCACCCCAGGAAACCUGUCUCUCCGUCUCUCAGAUCUCAUUCUGCGAGAUGGGGGUACAUACAGGUGCGAAGCAUCUUCAAGUAGUUUCAAAGACAUCAGUCUCACAGUGAAAGGCUGUUCUCUAUCUGCACCCAAAGAGGUCACUGGGUACACAAGAGGCUCCGUGGUCCUGCCUUGCUACUGCACUGAGGGACAGCCAACACUGAAAUCUGCCAGAUGGAUUUUUAAUCCAGGUCCUUCCGACACCACACUUUGGUCAUAUCCUAAUGCAGUGAACAACCGCUACGAAGACCGGGUGACUAUUUCUGCCACCCCUGGAAACCUGUCUCUCCGUCUCUCAGAUCUCACUCUGUCAGAUGCGGGAUUAUACAGGUGUGAAGCAGAUGGGCACUUCAGAGACAUCAUUCUCACAGUGAAAGGAGCCACAACCCAGUCUCCAGCCAUAACCGAGCACGUAUCCACACGUGGAAGCAAGCCACCCUCCACAACGGAGAUCUCUGAAGAGCUAAAAAAGUCCAUCUUGUACGCGACCAUUGCUGCUGUUGUUGCCGCAGUCGCAGUGUGUGUGGCUGUGCUAUUUUACUGCAGAGUUAGAUCCAGGAAAAAUGCACACGUGGAAUCCAGAGAAGAACAAGAGAUGGGGACCGGGGAGCAGGUGGAGGAGAAGAAUGCUGAUUCAGUGACAUAUUCUACUGUUGUUCACAGUAAAACAGUGAAAAAUACAAACAUCCAAAAUCAAAGCGAAAACUCUACAGAAUAUGCUUCCAUUAAACUUGGAAUGAUUUCAUAUUUAUAGAAAUACACCUCGUACACACACACACACGCACACACCUAUACACAUACACACACGCACACACCAUCUGUAUAAAAGAGUGGUUUGUAGCAAAGAGAUCAUUUAUUUUAAUGUAAACAAUGUCUUUGUGAAUUUCAAUUUUGAAUCAUGUAAAGUAUAUAGGAUGAGGAUUAAAUGUUUUGCAUUUUGCUGCUGCAGCCUUUGCUAUGCUGCCUGAAAGGUGCAUUAUUAUUAUUAUUAUUAUUAUUAUUAUUAUUAUUAUUAUUAUGCAUACCUCUCCUCAUCCUGGAGUAGAAGUGAAUUUCCGUGAAGUAAAUGUAAAUUGUCCUUCUUUGCACAUGAGACCCCAGAUCAUGAAAAGAUAACAGAAACUGAUACUGCUGAUGUAACGGAAAGGCUGGCAUAACAGGAAGCUUCCCAAUUACCACUUCCUGUUAUGUUUGUCAAAGGCUAAACAUGGUCUUCAUGAACCUGCACGCAGUUCAGUGCUGCUGUUGGGUCAGGUGCUGUUACAUAUGGAGAUGUUGUUGUCUCGGUGUGUUAAAAAGACAUGACUGCAGUGCUCCACCGUGCUGCUGGGGCCUCCAGGCAUCCCACGCUGCCCUGCUCUCAGGUUUGAAUCCCAAGGGAGAUGAGAAGGCACAAUAUUCAUCACAUAAGGCAGUUUGUUUCAAGGUCACAUGCAUGACCCUAGCAAAUUGUCCUCUAAUAACUGCAGUCUUUUUUUUUUGUCUUACAUUAGACUAGUUGAUUUUUGGAACUGUGAUUUACCUUAAGAUGCAAUAUACCUUCAGUGCGUUAAUGCGGCUAGCUGGGUGACUGGUAGUCAUGACAGUGUCAUGAUUGAGUCAAUUCAGUCUAGCUCUGUCACUGUGCCAUUUGCAUGUACUCUCAUUGUGGGAUAGGAUCCCGGACUGUCUGUGACUGAAUUUACAAUGAUAUUAUGUUACAUUUAGACCAUUAGCAGGUGCUUUUUUUAUUCAGAGCGAUGCACAUAUACACAUACAGUGUUGAUGUUAAUUUCAUCAGAAAGACAGCUCGGGUUUGAUAAUAGAUGGCAGGUAAGAGGGUGCUGUUCCGCUCACCAAAUCAAAGUCAAGGCUGUUUCUUGCUAUAAGUGGACUAUGUGGCCACCAUAGGCCCUCUGUGACUGCAAGGUUGAACUGCUCUGCUUUUUCUCUUUUUCUGCCCCAAAAUUAAAACGACUGGUCUUGAUCAGGUUCACUGCCUGGACCUAUAUGGACCACCCCCCCCCCCCCCCCAACCCCCAUGUGAUUGAAUGCAUGAAAAACGGCUGCAGUAGUCCGGUCAGGAUGUUCCAUUACCCACAUGUACUUUUGGCCUGCCAGUUUGGCCCCUUCCCCACAGUUCAGAGGCCGACUCUGGAGUCUUGAGUGUUAACCCUGGACAGGGCACCAGGCUACUCCAGACCCACAUGUUAACUGUUAACUGUUUUUCCAUGUGGGUCUGGAGUAGCCUGGUGUCCUGUCCAGGGUUCACCCCUGUCCUGCUGGGCUGAGCUCAGCCUAACACCUCCAUUGGGUAGGAGCUCAAAACAAAUCUGUGCUCCAUGCUCAUUCAGGUUCAUGCUGCUCCACAAUGAUUUUCCUCUGAAGAAUGAACUCCUGUGCAAGCACUUUGAGACUUUGGAUAAUUCAACUGCAUGUCUGUUCUUUAAUAAAUACAUUGACGGCGUUGA
Molecule: messenger RNA, 2930 nt
Organism: Anguilla anguilla (European eel)
Lineage: Eukaryota; Metazoa; Chordata; Actinopteri; Anguilliformes; Anguillidae
Product: V-set and immunoglobulin domain-containing protein 1-like
Exons: 4
Coding region: 194-1234 (346 amino acids)
Biological process (GO): positive regulation of T cell proliferation; negative regulation of T cell proliferation; T cell costimulation
Cellular component (GO): external side of plasma membrane
Source: RefSeq, a predicted model, not a curated record